Molecule: messenger RNA, 3420 nt
Organism: Cryptotermes secundus
Lineage: Eukaryota; Metazoa; Arthropoda; Insecta; Blattodea; Kalotermitidae
Product: zinc finger protein 135
Exons: 4
Coding region: 910-3144 (744 amino acids)
Biological process (GO): regulation of transcription by RNA polymerase II
Cellular component (GO): nucleus
Molecular function (GO): DNA-binding transcription factor activity, RNA polymerase II-specific; RNA polymerase II transcription regulatory region sequence-specific DNA binding
Source: RefSeq, a predicted model, not a curated record
AUGGCACGACUUAUAUAGUUUUUUUUUUUUCAGUGAACGUCUAGGCGAUACAAAUAUGAAACCAGAUAUACCCGAUUAAUUAGUUCUCCUGCCAUGAAAAUUGAGAAUGGCGAGCAUGAAUUGUUUGACGUCAAAACGGGUCAGGUGUACGUACAGUACUGAUACAUGUAAGAAGAUUCAUCUUGAACAUUAACCGCAGUGUUUGUAACUGCAAUGGAACCUACCCAACAAAGCCAUUACAAUGGCCGUUCAGUAAUGUUGUGGUUAUGAGUUGUGGCAAUUGAAAAAUGAUUUUAGCGAUUAUUGCCUGUAUCGAACGAAUCAAAGAGAUGGCUGUACAGGUCUGUUUCGUUGGAAAAAGCAGUUUGAAACGCCCUUAAUAUAUCUUCCCCGGCAAUUUCCAGUGCAGUCAUGAAAAUCUGAUGUAUGCCUGUUAGUGCCUAUUGGUUUUAAUUUUUCUGGUGGUUUUGGAGAAUAGGGUUAUAAUAGGACUCUGUUGGUAUAUGGUGGCAUAAUGCUGUAUAGGAAGAGAACUGGGCUGGGGCAGGGGGGAAUAAGCUGGAUUAUUGGAGGGUAUCUUGGCCGAGGUGCAUAAUUUAAAAGUCCUCUCAGUCUGAACAAUUCUCCAUAUAGUGUAAGUUCUCAUUAAACAUUUCAUUUUGAAUAUCAGAAAAAAAUAUAGACUGUUGUCAAUAUUUAAACAAACAUUUUCACUUUUUCAUAUGGAAUGUUAGGGCCUGGCAUGUAUUUAUUUUGUUUGAUUGUAAAUGAAGUAACUGUAAUGAAGAACUGUCACACUGGAGACAAAUUGUUAUCUGAACUUCUCAGUCCUUGAAAGAUGCAGGAGUUCUGUUGUGUGAUCUCAUUACAUCAGCAAUUUACUUGAGACUGGUGGCAGUUACAGAUGAAAUGCUCAGUAAUGAAUGUGUGUUGGCAUCAGCAGAAGUUCAGGCUCUAAAACAGAUCAUCAGAAUGACUCAUGAGGAUUUAAUGAUUAAGAAUGAACAGAAGGAAAUGAGUGAUUACACAUCAGGUGAUAAUAGUAGAAGUGUUGGGAUUGACACAUGUGAUUUAAACUCCUACAUCAAGGAAAGAACAAAGAGUAUAGAUGUAUUAAACAAGAGUAUAGCUGUUGACACAAGUGACUUGGAGCUCCACUAUGAAUAUUAUAAACAAGAGCAUGUGAAACGUACUAAAACUGUUUCAACAGACACUAGAGAUCUUGACUACCUCAAACGAGUGACCUCUACCUCUGCAGUAUCAGUUGAUACAAAUGAUUUACAGAUCUAUAUUGACACACAUUUUGCAAACAUAUCCUGUCAUAAUGGGAUUUGUAAAACAGAAACUGAUUUGGACUGUGAUGCUGAAAGUACCCCAAGAUGUAGUCAACAAAACUCAAAUUCUAGAAAUGCUACCCCCCUCUCUCCUAAAUCAAAUGACUGUUAUUACCAUCAGAAGGAAGAGAGGAGUAAGUCUAAGGAUGGAAAUUGCAGUUUAGGAUCAAGACCGACUCAGAACACUGAAGAUGAUUCUAGUAACGACAACAAGUUAGAUUGUGGUCUGGACAUAAAUGGUGAUUCUGAUUCGAGUGAAAAUGAAGACAGUUGUGAAGGAAGUACAACAAAGGGAACACAUUCUGAAAUUAAGGUUGAAGAAAAUAAUGAAAGAAUUGUUCCUACAAAAAGAAAAGUUGGUAGGCCUAAGGGAACAGUAAGCCGCUGUGUAAAAUCAGCUAAUCGAAAUCCAGAAAGACGGUUUGAAUGUGAAGUUUGUAAGGCUAUGUUCACUCGCAAGCACAGCCUCAUGGUGCACCUUUGUAUUCACAGCGGACUAAGACCAUUUCCUUGUUCAGGAUGUGGCAAGGCAUUCUCAACAUCGAGCCAAGCACAGAGACAUGCUCGCAUGCACCCACAGGCUUCUGCAGAUGAAAUUGUAAAGGAAGAGCCAGGAUCUGAUACUGGAAUAAUUCUGAAUGAACACAAAGAUGAGGAUGAAGAAGCUGAUGUUAUAGGUGAUGAUUUUACAGGCGUUACCAGCCUUCACUGUAUGCUGUGUGACCUGGACUUCGAUUGUAAACAGUCUUUUACGCAACAUAAACGUGCAGCUCAUGGUUUGACAAAUCGACAGACACGAGAAUGCCUAACUUGUGGUAAAGCUUUUACGUGUGCCAGUGCACUUAAAUGUCAUGAAACCGUUCACACUGGUAAAAGAGAUUUUGCUUGUGUGACUUGUGGAAAGGCUUUCCCAACCAAGACUUGUCUGAAAGCACAUGAAGCAACUCACACUGGUCUGAAACGAUUUGUUUGCCAAACAUGUGGCAAGGCUUUUGCUAAGAAAGACAGUCUUAAAGUUCAUAAUCGUAAACACACAAAUGAGCGUCCAUUCAGUUGUGAUCUAUGUGGACGUUCGUUCGACAGGGCUUUCACUUUGAAGAACCAUCGACUUACUCACACAGGAGAAAAAACACACAUGUGUGCUGUAUGUGGCAAAGCAUUUUCUACUCGUGGUGCUCUGAGUACCCAUGAACGUAUUCGUCACAAUACAGAUCCCGAUAAACCAAAAGUUUACAAAAGGCGAGCUCGAGAUUUUGAACCAAGUGUUUGUGAGCAGUGUGGGAAAGUGUAUUCUAAUCGUGGCAAUUUGAGGAUCCAUAAAGCCAGUGCUCAUUCGACAGAAAAGCCCUUCCUAUGUACAGCCUGUGGUAGAAGCUUUGCAAAGAAAUACACCCUCCAGUGCCAUGCGAGGAAACAUUCAAAUGAGCGCCCCUUCCCAUGUGACCAGUGUAGCCAGUCUUUCUACCGUAAAUCAACUCUAAAAACUCAUAAACUUCGCCAUACAGGUGCACGACCUUAUGUGUGUCCGUUGAACUGUGGCAAAGCCUUCACACAAAGUUCAAGCCUUUCAUAUCAUGUUCGUCAUCAUGAUAGGCCACCAAGGGCCACAAAUGGGAAGAAACGCAGAAGAAGGAAACCCAAAUCAGGGGUUAGGUCUUCUCCCCUAAUGGCCCCACUAGCUUUAGUGGGCCCUCUACCUCAGCCGCAGGAACCUCUCCCACCUCCACCCCCUUUGACAUUCAAUGCAGCUACCUAUCAGCCAAAUGGGGCACCUCCAUGUGGCAGCACACAAUCUCUGGCUCAACUCUGAUUGGUCCAUUAUUGUGGGUGUCAUUGCCAAGAAUAUUUUUAAUUAAUGAAUGUUUAUGCAUAUGGUGUGUGUGUUCCUUCAAGAGAUCUUUUAAAGUGUCAUGUGACAUGUUACAGUGUUCACUUAUCCUCCAAAGUUAUUAUAUUUAUAUAUUUUUAUAUCAUUUUACUGUAUAAUGUGACACAGAUGGUAUGUAAUUAUUUAAAGUAUGAUUGGAUCUUUAUAAUUUUGGUGUCUGUUUUAGAUACAAAUAUAAAUAAGUGUCCUGUGUUUGUC